CGGCCGCCGCGGCUCUCCCGGCUCCUGGCGCUUGGCUGCGGCUCGCCGGCGCUCCCGGGCGUGGAGCGGCGUCGCGGCCGCCCGUGGUCGGCGGUAGCGGAGCCCGGGAAGACGCGCUGUGGGCUUGGGGGCGGGCGCGGGUGCCCCGGGGCUGGCAGGGGCAGCCCGGCCCGGCGCGUUACGGUGUUUGCGUCCCUCGGCCCCUCCGUCCGGGGACGCGCAGAGAAAUAAAAUGCUCGGUAACAUGCACUGACCGUGUCCAUAGGCAAGGCGUCGGCAUAGGGGCGUGCUAACCAUGGAGGGAGAUGAAGAGGAAGACUAUAUGUCUGAUUUAUUUAUUAAGCAGGAUGUCAGGCCAGGUUUGCCCAUGGUGAGGCGGGUGAAGGAAGCCAUUCAGAAGGAAGAAAAGCAAAAAGAAGCCAAUGAGAAGAACAGACAAAAAAGCAUAAAAGAAGAAGAAAAAGAGAGACGUGACUUGGUACUGAAAAGUGCUUUGGGCAAUGAGAACAAAGGCUUUGCUUUGCUCCAGAAGAUGGGCUACAAGAGCGGCCAGGCCCUUGGCAAAAGUGGAGAAGGCAUUGUUGAACCUAUUCCUCUGAACAUAAAAACAGGCAGAAGUGGGCUUGGUCAUGAGGAACUAAAAAAGCGAAAAGCUGAAGAAAAACUGGAAAACUAUAGACAAAAACUCCAUAUGAAAAAACAAGCAAAUGAACAAGCUGCAGAUGAGUUCAGAAUAAGAUUCAAAACCAAACAAGAAGAACGUAAGAUGGAAGGGGACCUGCGAAAAAGCCAGAGGGCCUGCCAGCAACUAGAUACACAAAAAGAUAUUGGUGUUCCCAAGGAGACUUGGUUUUGGAUAAAACCUGAAGAGGAAGACAAAAAGGAUGAGGAAGACAAGGAAGAUGAAUGCACAGGCUCAGACUUAAGUGUAUCAGAAAAGCUACACAUCCUGACAGCCUAUUUGAGAGAGGAGCACUUCUAUUGCAUUUGGUGUGGAACAACCUAUGAAGACUCUGAAGAUUUAUCUUCAAACUGUCCUGGAGACAGUGCUGCAGAUCAUGACUAAAGCCAGUCUAAAGGAAGAAGCCCUAGAGAAGCAAGCUCAGGAAGAGCAGGCUGGACAAAUGGAUGGUGAAGUGGACUGAGAACUGGCUGAACAGCAGGUCCCAGAGGGUCACACUCAGCAGCACAGUGGUGUCCUCCUAGCUUCAGUACCGACCCAAUAUUGUUUAACUUGUUCAUCAAUGACCUGAUGAAGGGGCAGAUGCCUCCUCAGCAAGUUCACUGAUAACACCAAGUUGGAAUGAGUAGCUGAUACCCCAGAGUGCUGUGCAGGCCUCCAGAAGGACCACAACAGGCUGGAGAGAUGGGCAGGGAGGAACCUUCUGAAAUUCCACAAGAGAAAAUGCAGGGUCUUGCACCUGGGGAGAAAUAACCCUGGGCACCAUCACAGGCUGGGGGCUGACCUGCUGGGAAGCAGCUCUGUGGAGAAGGACCUGGGGGUCCUGAUGGACAACAAGCCUUCCAUGAGCCAGCAGUGAGCCCUUGUGGCCACGAAGGCCAAUGGAAUCCUGGGUCCAUUAGGAAGAGCAGUACCAGCAGGCCAAGGGAGCUGAUCCUGCCCCCUGCCCAGCCCUGCUGAGGCACAUCUGGAGUGCUGAGCCCAGCCCUGGCUUCUCAGGACAAGAGAGACAUGGAGCCCCUGGAGUGGCUCCAUGGAGGGUACCAAAGAUGCCUGAGGCUCUGGAGCAUCUCUCUAAUGAGGAAAGGCUGGGGGAGCUGGGCCUGUUCAGCCUGGAGAAGAGGCACUGAGAGGGGACCUCAUCCAUGCCUGUGAGUGUCUGAAGGGAGGUGCCAGGAGCAUGGAGCCAGGCUCUGCUCACUGCUGCCAAGCAAUAGGACAGGAGGCAAUGGGCAGAAAGUGAUGCACAGGAACUUCCACCUGAACAUGAGGAAAAAUUUCUUUACUCUGUGGGUGACUGAGCACUGGAACAGAUUGUCCAGAGAGGUUGUGGAGUCCCCCUGACUGGAGAUAUACUGGACACAAGUCCAAGUAACGUGCUCUAGGGAACCCUGCUUGAGGAGGUAGAUUGGACUAGAUGACCUCCAGUGACCCCUUCCAACUUCACCCAUUCUGUGAUUCUACAAGUGGCUUUCUGGGUAAACAGAGCAGCCUGCUUAAUUCAUUUGCUGUUAACUAGUGUAAUGUCUGCCUGAAGAUGACAGUCAUGACUUAGCUGUGUAUCCUGAAUCAUCAGCUAUCCCUAUAAGCCUGGCAUAGCAAGCCCUUUCCAACCACUAUCCAGUAAAACAACAGCUCCCAUGAACUUGGAGUUUUUUCCCCUACUCUUUAGCAGUAGCUUUAGGCCUGUGACCCUACAUGCUGGUGAUCAUCAAAUGAACCAGUUAUUCAGCACAGAAUAAUCAACUCUGCUUUUACAUGAUGCUCUUACAGCAGGGCUUGCCAGCACUAGAGUUUAUCAUGUUCCAUUAAAUGAAAUUCUUUCUAAGCUAAUGGAGCAGCUGAAGACCAUCCUAGGACUUUCCAUCCACAUAACUUCCCCACCUGCCUGCAGAGCACAAGAUUUUUAUAGUUUAAGGAAAUUAUGCUUUUCCAACUGUAAACACUGUGGAACUGUGCAUGCAUUUGCAGUCAACUGUGAGCAGGAACAGAAGGACUGAGGAAGUACUGCAAGGUAGCUGGAGAGAGCCAAGUUGAACAGACACACUGGUAUGAUCUUCUUACUGGAAAAAUUAUCUGAUUAACAGUGUUCAAAACCUGAGUCCAACCACAAUUACUUUAGACAAGAUGCCCAGCAGCUACAUCGCUGUCCUACCAAUAUGUAGGUUUGCACAUAAAAAGCUCAAAGCACAUACAGGACACCUUUUCUAAAAAAGCUUAAGUAACGAGGGGUUUCUUUUUGAAAUAAUAUCUGUUUUACUUAAAGAAACCUCUUCCAAAUCACUUUUGUUUUCAUCUUGGGAAACUGCAAGGGUUUUGAUUUGGAGGAAACUCUUCUUGCUGCACUGUGCAGUGAAGACAAGAGCAUGGCAGAGACAAAACUCACCUAUCCAUAAUUUUUAUUUUCUAAAAUUAGAAAAAUACUCCCUUUAAGUUUCUGAUCAUAUAAGAAGAUACGUAAGAAACUUGA
This is a messenger RNA of Passer montanus (Eurasian tree sparrow), 3152 nucleotides long. It is a transcript of the gene GPATCH11, whose product is annotated as G-patch domain containing 11. The coding region runs from base 296 to 1066 and encodes 256 amino acids. The transcript has 9 exons. Gene Ontology annotation, molecular function: nucleic acid binding. The record is from RefSeq and is a predicted model, not a curated record. NCBI's taxonomy places the organism in Eukaryota, Metazoa, Chordata, Aves, Passeriformes, Passeridae. Gene Ontology annotation, cellular component: kinetochore.